This is a messenger RNA of Falco peregrinus (peregrine falcon), 804 nucleotides long. RefSeq names its product proline-rich protein 2-like. The coding region runs from base 1 to 804 and encodes 267 amino acids. The record is from RefSeq and is a predicted model, not a curated record. The transcript has a single exon. NCBI's taxonomy places the organism in Eukaryota, Metazoa, Chordata, Aves, Falconiformes, Falconidae.
AUGCGUUCUGCGUUGCGGAAACGCAGGGCUCUGCGUCCCAAACUUGCGCGGGCAGCAAACCCGCCUUCGCCUCCGGGCGCGCCCCUGCCCGCCCGCCCCGGGGAAGGGGUCCCGGGGGCACCGGGCGCCCGGCCGCGGGCAGCUGAGCCCGGGGCACGGCCAAACUCACGCCGCCGCGGCCAAACCGACCUCAGCGUCACGCCGGGGGCCGGUUCUGGCCCGACAGCUCGUCAAAGCACACACCUCCCACCACCAUCCCCGGCGCGAAGCGGGUUAACGGCGCACCCAGCCGCGGGCACCGCCGGCGGAUCGAUGCGGGGCGCGGCCCCCCGCCUCCCCCGGGGCACAGUCGCGCUGCCCCGCCGGCGGCGACGCCUUGCGGGCGGCGGACUCGGCGUCCAACGCGGCGGCCGCUCCGCGCCCGGGGCUGCUGCCGGCCCCCGCGGAGGAGGCGGCGACCCCCGGGACCGGACCGGUGGGCAGCGGCGGCCCCCGCCCCGCUCCGCCCCGCCCCCCGCCGGCGGCCGCAAUCGCGGGCCGCCGCAAUCGCGGGCGGCGGGCGCCCCCCAGCGGCGGCAAGGGCGCACUGCGCCCGGGCGGCAGCACCGCCUCCGCCCCGCGGGGAGACCGGGCCCGUCGUCCCCGCGGUGCCCCCCCCCGCCUCCCGGCUCUCACACCCCCCGCCCGCCGCCUCCCCUCGCCCACGCAGCCCCUCCGGCCCCCCGCGGGCCGAGCGCACCGCUCGCCGCACCCCUGCCACCGCGCCCACGUCCGCCAGCGGCUGCGCGGCUGCGGCGGCUUUGA